ACAAAACGUCACGCCCCUCUGAACGUCCUGAAACAUGUUCCUCAUUAACGACUACACAGCCGGAAUUUAUAAUCGACUGUCGUGGUUGGCGAGCAUUAACGAAAAUUACGUCGGACAGUGCGCAGCACGAGAGUGACUUUCGCGGGAUUCGUGCGAUCGCGUGUAGCACGUGCCAUGCGAUAGUAAUCAUUCCCCCUCCCCCUUUAAGGAAAGUGAUUACCUGUGAAGCAGAAAGGUGGAGUCGUACAAAGAAUAAAAAGAUGUGUAACAGGGACUAUUCGCGCUUUCGGCUCUAACAGCUCUCUUCUCUGUUAUAACGAAUAUUUCCCCGAACAUGAGCAAUCGCAUAAAAUAGCAUAAUUAUGUUUGAACAUGCAACGUUGCUUCAUCUAAGUGAAUUUAAACUUGUAUUGGCGAGUUCUCCGUGUAUUUUGGUGGCUGAUCUUUCGCGGAAAAUUUAAAAUAUCGAGCAUAAAAAAAGAAACUUGAGUAACUUUUUAAUUAAUCAAGUAGAUCUCUCUUUCUCUCUUACGCACGAUUAUCGCAGACACGUUGAUCUGAUCGAGCCGCAUGAUACACAGAACGAAGGGUGUGUCGGUCGCGUGCGACCUCGGAUUAGUGAUUACCUGCAGACACGUGAACGAAGGGGUUCAAACAUCGAAAUCGUCUUAAAAGGGAAACGACAAAAGAGAAGGAUCUGAAUUAGUAUAAAUUAGAGCUUGGCGUCAACAUUUUUCUAGUUACAUUUCAAUAAAUUCAAUUUUUAUUCUGUAAAUUUGAAAAAUUGUAUUUGACAUUCAUUAAAAUUCAAAUUUAUAUAGAAGUCACAUCAAAUCUAAAUAUCGAUGAGAAUAAUUAAUAACGAUCUCGAGAGAUUUCAUGAAACAAAGAAAUAUAUAUAUCUUUAGAAGAAAAUAUUAAAGUUAGAUUUAUAUCAACAAAAAUAUACGUUAUUUUAGAAACGAAUUAUUUGAGAAACGAAACAUCUUAUUAAAUAAAUGUUGAUGCAUCAGAGUUGAAUAUGACGGCACUUAUUUAAUGAAUACAGUAUAUUUCCGAUCUCUGGAUUAGAGAGGAAAGGGGGGGAGAGAGAGAGAGAGCAUUAUAGGAUUGAUAAGGGAAAUUUCAUUUCGCAAUCGAAAUGAUUGAAUGUAAGAGGAUCUUUUAGUUGGGUCGCUGAGCUCUGCAUUAGUCGCGUGACUGUGAGAGAUCUAUGAUCGGUUCAGUAAGACAGUAAUUGGUAUCUUUCACCCCUUGUAGGUGGGUCCGUCAUCCCCGUCGCAGCCGCAACCGUCGCCCAGUCGACAGUCGGUUACGUUUGCUAUCGUCGAGUGUCAGUGCAACGAAGAUUUUGUCGAAAACGACCAAAAAUCGCGAGCAAUCGCGAUCAGGAAAGUGCGGUCUAACAACGAUACACAACGUAUUUCUACUACUGUGUCAAUGGAAAGAUCACCUGUGGAUGACGAAAGAAAUGGCAACGAUAAUGAUUAUUCAGCGUCGGUUUGCGCGAUUAUUCAGCGACGGAACUCGACGCGCCGGCAAAGUCGGCGGAAACGACGUCCAUCAUCUCCAUUUGGUCCUGACGUCGACAACGUGACGCGUCGUCGAUCCUCAGCUUACACCACGAGCUCUGGAGACACAAUAAUUUCGAUGGAAGAGAGCGGUAACCAGGAGCAGGUCUUUGAAAAUCUUAAGCUACACAAGGAAGUUUUGAGCGGCGUGAAACAACAGCCCUGGCCCCUUCGACGUAAGAUCAAGCUUGUACGACAAGCUAAGUCUUACGUGAGAGGACAUGAAGGUGCUUUGCAGGAAAGACUCGCUCAAAGUCGCAGUACUAAAGACGUCAUAGCACGUGUCUUACUUUUCAUGGCUAAGAAAUGGCAGUAUUUUCGGCGCGAGCUGAUCAAUCUUCAAACAUGGUUGAUACCUUGGGAAAUGCGUAUUAUGGAAAUAGAAUCUCAUUUUGGAUCUGCCGUUGCGUCCUAUUUUACCUUUCUCCGUUGGCUGUUUUGGAUCAAUUUCGUUAUAGCAGCCACUCUCACGGCAUUUGUAGCGUUACCUGAGGUAUUAACUGCAAAUGCAACACUCGCCGGCGAAAGAAAAAUUAUGCUGAAGGAAGAAAGCGUCAAGUCGAAACAUUUGUUGACUCUGUGGGAAUUCGAAGGAGUACUGAAGUAUUCUCCGUUUUUCUACGGAUGGUACACGAAUCAAGAGUCACAUAGCACCUACAGACUGCCUUUAGCGUACUUUGUCACUAAUCUAGUCGUCUACACGUACAGUUUCAUCGCAAUUCUGCGCAAAAUGGCGGAAAAUUCACGUUUAAGCAAAUUGACCGAAAAAGAGGACGAGUAUGUCUUUUCGUGGAAACUUUUCACAGCUUGGGAUUUCAUGAUUGGUAAUCCAGAAACUGCUCAUAAUCGUACAGCCAGCAUCAUGCUCGGCUUCAAAGAAGCUUUGCUGGAGGAAGCGGAAAAAGAGAAAGAUGAAAGAAAUUGGAAAAUCAUAUCGAUGAGAAUAAUUGUGAACAUAGUAGUGUUAUCGUUACUUGCGCUGUCGAUGUAUGCUGUAGUCGAAGUAGUUAAACGGAGUGCUGAAGAGGUACACAACUGGUGGCGACAGAACGAGAUCACGAUCGUAAUGUCUCUUAUUACAUACGUCUAUCCGAUAUUUUUCGAGAUACUUGGUUUCCUCGAAAGUUAUCAUCCAAGGAAACAACUUCGAAUACAACUAGCAAGAAUUAUGGUCUUGAACUUGCUAAAUCUCUAUUCCUUAAUAUUUGCAUUAUUUAACAAAAUAAAUACUAUGAAACAUUAUCUUCAUAGCCUUAAACCGACAAACAAUUGCGUAUAUACAAAAAUGCCAUGUAGUGACGAGUUAAUAGGUACAACGCAACGAAUCACAACAUUGGUUUCUCUAAGUCUCGUUUUAAUAAGCAACGUUACCCACUCUUAUGUAAAAAGAGAAGUUUCAGAACAAACCAUUAAGCAGGAGAUGUUCGUUUCCAAUCCGUUAUAUGAAGAUUACAACGAUACAUUCAAUAACAAUUAUGAUGACGAUUAUACGGAUGAUUAUUAUCAGAAUGAAACUUUAGAGACGGGUAACAUCAAUGAAUCUUAUACCACAUCUUAUUAUAAAGAAGAGAGUGACACUCAACGUGUGAGUGAUAGUGUGAUGUUAUACGAUACAAGUUCGACUGUAGACGCCAAUUUUUUGUCUGACUCGACAACUACCGAAAAUUCUUAUAGUUCCACUAGCAGUUCUACUUCAUCGCAAAGUGAAAUUGUGAUAUCGACGGUCAUUGCACUGGACAAAAUAGAAGAAUCAUCAGAGACCACUGACAUUGGUGAUUUUACCGAAGGACCAACAGUUGCUUCAUCAACGACUAGCGAGGAAUCAUUUGCUAAAAAUUUUAACAUUACAUCUACAACAAUAGAUGUUACAACGCCAACCUAUGUCCCAGAGAGUAGUAGUUCUAUAAUAGAGUCAAAUGAACGUGUAAACUCUCACCCAAAAGAGAAAUAUGUAAUAAAGUGUUUCGAAAAAGUUUGUACUACUAUUCCAUCAAACAAUUUAGCUAUGUCUUUGGAGCAGUUAGAUUCGAAGACUCGGAGAAAGUUACGUCGAUUGUGUUGGGAAACUAUGUUUGGUCAGGAACUUGCUAAGCUCACUGUCAUGGAUUUAAUACUCACCAUACUGGCAACCCUCAGCAUGGAUUUCUUCCGUGCCGUUUUCGUGCGUUUUAUGAACAGCUGUUGGUGCUGGGAUUUGGAGAAACAGUUUCCUCAAUAUGGCGACUUCAAGAUAGCUGAGAAUAUUCUUCACUUGGUGAAUAAUCAAGGCAUGGUGUGGAUGGGAAUGUUUUUCAGCCCUGGCCUAACUGUGCUGAACCUUCUCAAACUUGGUAUUUUGAUGUAUCUACGUUCUUGGGCUGUUCUAACGUGCAACGUACCUCACGAAGUAGUUUUCAGAGCCUCCAGAUCUAAUAAUUUCUACUUUGCGCUUCUCUUGACGAUGCUGUUCUUGUGCGUAUUGCCGGUCGGUUACGCUAUCGUCUGGGUAGAGCCUUCGUGGCACUGUGGCCCAUUUUCCGGUUAUCCCAAAAUUUAUAAUUUAGCAACAAAGAGUCUGACAGACUCACUUCCGAAGCUAAUUCGACGAUGUCUCGAUUAUAUUGCAUCGCCUGGUAUAAUAAUACCAUUGAUCGUCCUGAUGACGUUGAUUAUUUAUUAUAUGUCAUCUCUGGCUAGGUCCUUACGAGAAGCAAAUAAUGAUCUGAAGAUACAACUGAGACGCGAACGUACAGAGGAACGUCGUAAAUUAUUCAAAAUAGCAGAAAAGAGGCAGAACACUGAAACUCCAUUAACGAGAUGGAAAAAGAUUCUCCCAGCUCUACCGCAUGCCAGAACAGAGAUACUUCGAAAUUCAGAAACAACUCAAAGAGACGACGUACAAAUCGCUAUUGGGAAUUUGAACGAUACAGUGGAAAGGAAACGAUUAACGAACGAUACCGAGCAAGUCUCGUUACUUCACAACGAAAACCGGAACGAAGAAAAUGACUCAAGAUUAAACGAUACAACUUCUAGCAAAAGGCCCAUAAGCUUCAUUGAAGCUUCCUGGGAUUCGCAGUCGAGUGAACAGGUCGUUGUACCAGAAAUUCAACUAAACGAUGAAGAAAUAGUGGUAUGUAGCGAUAUUCACAGAUCUGUUGAAUUAAACGAUAUAGUGUUCGAUCGUCAUGACAAAGAGAAAACGUAGUGAAAUAAGUAAAAUCGAUAUGAAAUUUAAAUAAUC
Molecule: messenger RNA, 4791 nt
Organism: Odontomachus brunneus
Lineage: Eukaryota; Metazoa; Arthropoda; Insecta; Hymenoptera; Formicidae
Product: transmembrane channel-like protein 3
Exons: 18
Coding region: 1441-4755 (1104 amino acids)
Cellular component (GO): plasma membrane
Molecular function (GO): mechanosensitive monoatomic ion channel activity
Source: RefSeq, a predicted model, not a curated record